Molecule: messenger RNA, 535 nt
Organism: Nannospalax galili (Upper Galilee mountains blind mole rat)
Lineage: Eukaryota; Metazoa; Chordata; Mammalia; Rodentia; Spalacidae
Product: tryptophan--tRNA ligase, mitochondrial-like
Exons: 1
Coding region: 3-446 (147 amino acids)
Biological process (GO): mitochondrial tryptophanyl-tRNA aminoacylation
Cellular component (GO): mitochondrion; mitochondrial matrix
Molecular function (GO): tryptophan-tRNA ligase activity; ATP binding
Source: RefSeq, a predicted model, not a curated record
CCAUGAAGAAAGUGAAAUCCCUCCGUGAUCCUUCUGCCAAAAUGUCGAAGUCAGACCCUGACAAACUGGCCACCGUCCGAAUAACAGAUAGCCCAGAGGACAUUGUGCAGAAAUUCCGCAAGGCUGUGACGGACUUCACCUCGGAGGUCACCUAUGAGCCCGCCAUCCGCUCGGGCGUCUCCAACCUGGUAGCAAUCCAUGCGGCGGUGUCUGGCCUGUCGGUGGAGGAGGUGGUCCAGGGCAGCGCAGGCAUUGACACUGCACGCUACAAGCUGCUAGUGGCGGACGCUGUGAUAGAGAAAUUUGCUCCAAUCAAGAGGGAAAUUGAAAAACUGAAAAUGGACAAGGACCUCUUAGAGAAGGUUUUAAGAGUUGGAUCUGCAAAAGCCAAGGAAUUAGCCUUUCCCAUACUCCAGGAGGUGAAGAAAUUGGUGGGGAUUUUAUAGGAAGUUUCAACUAGUUAAAGUGUGCAUCUUGCCUUUUGUGCACUCCAAUAAAGGCAGCCUUCCAGGCUGGUUUACUUUGUGUAUACUGA